AUGUCGGGCUACACGCUCGCCGUCAUCGGCUGCGGCACCAUGGGCGUCGCCAUCCUCUCGGGCGUCUUCGACUCGCAGCGCCAGAUCCUCAGCUCCAACGCCGCCUCGCUCUCGUCGUCGGUUGCCUCUCUCUCCAAGCCAGGUACGACGGCGACCGACGAAGACGACCUGACGCAGCUGCCCUCGCGCUUCAUCGCCUGCGUCAACCGCACCGAGUCGGUCCGCCGCCUCCGCAAGACGUUCGCAAACGCCCCCGACGUCGACGUCGUCGCCGGCGCCGGCGAAAACGUCAAGGCGGCGCAAAAGGCCGACGUCGUCAUACUCGCCUGCAAGCCCAACAUGGUCAAGGACAUCCUCGAGGAAGACGGCAUGCGCGACGCCGUCGAUGGAAAACUCGUCAUCUCCAUCUGUGCCGGGCUGAGGAUCCAGCAGAUGCGCGAGUGGGUCACGCCCGGGACAAAGGUCGUCCGCGCCAUGCCAAACACGCCCUGCAAGAUCCGCGAGGGCAUGACGAUCCUCUCGCCCCUGCCGCCCAACCUGCCGACGCUGGCGCUGGAUCGCUCCAUCCUCCUUUCGAUCUUUUCCGCGGUGGGCAAGUGUCGCUUCCUCGACGAGAAGCACUUUGACGCCUGCACCGCCCUCGCCGGCUCCGGACCGGCGUUUGCCUGCGUCUUCCUCGAGGCCAUGGCCGACGGCGGCGUCAUGAUGGGCCUGCCCCGCACCGAGGCGUUGGAGCUCGCCGCACAGACUAUGCAGGGCGCGGCGAGGAUGGUGAUGCAGUCCGGCAUGCACCCAGCCGCGAUCAAGGACAGCGUCACGACUCCCGGUGGGUGCACCAUCGCCGGCCUGCUCAACCUCGAAGACGGCAAGGUACGCUCCACGGUCGCAAGGACGAUCCAGGCUGCGGCGGAACACGCAUCCGGACUGGGCCAGACGACAAAGAAGUGA
This is a messenger RNA of Pseudozyma flocculosa PF-1, 948 nucleotides long. RefSeq lists its product as uncharacterized. Lineage: Eukaryota; Fungi; Basidiomycota; Ustilaginomycetes; Ustilaginales; Ustilaginaceae. The coding region runs from base 1 to 948 and encodes 315 amino acids. Gene Ontology annotation, molecular function: pyrroline-5-carboxylate reductase activity. Gene Ontology annotation, biological process: L-proline biosynthetic process. The transcript has 5 exons. The record is from RefSeq and is a predicted model, not a curated record.